Trichoderma harzianum CBS 226.95 is the source of this 750-nucleotide messenger RNA. RefSeq lists its product as hypothetical. Lineage: Eukaryota; Fungi; Ascomycota; Sordariomycetes; Hypocreales; Hypocreaceae. The transcript has a single exon. Bases 92 to 517 code for a protein of 141 amino acids. The record is from RefSeq and is a predicted model, not a curated record.
CUUUUCUUUUUUCUUUAACAAUCUUUGUUGGACCUCUGUUUGAACCCCAAAAGAGCAAUGGCGUUUCGGUACAGGCGCAGGCACGGGUUACAUGGGCAGGUUUCACAAUUGGUAUAUCAUUAUUAGUUGCAUCCCCGAAAGCAAUAUCGGAACGAAAAAGCUUCAAAUGAAGGAAAUUUUGCUUAGGGUACCAUGGGCCGCAUUAUAUCAAGGCUCUAUCUUAAUAUUGUACUUACAAUUACAUCACGAGAAAUUCAAAACGUUUAGAGAGACGAAAUCUAGUAGUGUUAAAAGCGAAGUGAAAGACACAUGCCAGAUGUGCCAAUGGACCUCGUCGUAUUAUUGUAGCAAUCCAUCUAAAUGCUCCAUCAAGUCCUUUGCUUGUAUCUCUCUGCUAACAAUUUGUUUUCAUUUCCUCCUCAGCCUACCUUCCUUUUCGAAAGUCUCUGUUAAACCUCCUUCUCUCUUAGGUACACACGCAUAUAUGCCUAUCUACAAGACUCCGACGCAUGGCUGAAACGAAGAAGAAAAAGGUAACCUCUCAAAUCAAAAAGACAAGAAAAAAAUAACUGAGAAAUGAACCGUUAUACGCGCUUGACCGCCUAAACUCCUGGCAGGAAAAAAAAAAGGGUACAUGGAAGCAAAAAAACAGAGUAACGUCCCCAUACGCUUGACAAAAUGCGACCAAAGCGCAAAACUAUCUCGCUUAAGGUGAACGGGAUAAAAACAUCUAUCUAGACAAUUUUGAGU